UCCGCCAGUUCACUGCGAGCAGAGCUGAGUCAGGUGUCAGGGGGAGACGUUAUGAGAGCGUGUGAGGCUGCGCGCGCGCGUGUCUGAGAGCUUCUGCUUUGUUUGGAGCCGGGGGAGAUCGCAGUCAUCAUGGGGAUCAGCAAGGACUUGCUGAAGAGGAAGAAGGUUGUUAUAGGUGCCCUGGCAGUGUCAGUCGUCACUAUCAUCCUCGGGCUUGGACUGGGCUUGGGGCUUCAACUUGAGAAAUGUCGCAAUACAGUGAUCCCCAGUACGUCAUGUAGGAGCAGGUGCUAUGAGCCCUUUGACGAAGAGACGCCAGGCUGCCGAUGUGACCAGCAGUGCAUCACCAACGACAACUGUUGCUUUGACUUCCAGGACAUCUGCCUCCAACCGAUUCAGCAGUGGGAGUGCACCAAGCUGCGCUGUGGAGAGAAGAGACUGACAGAGAGCCGGUGCCACUGCUCCGAGGACUGUCUGGGUGCAGGGGACUGCUGUACCAACUACAAACAUGUCUGCCAGGGAGAGACGGAGUGGGUGGCGGACGAGUGUGUGGAUCUGAUCGCUCCCAAGUGUCCCGCAGGCUUCAAACAGCAGCCUCUCCUGCUGGUCUCACUGGAUGGCCUGAGAGCAGAGUACCUUCAGACGUGGCACUCCCUCAUCCCGGUCCUGAACAAACUGAAAACCUGUGGCACUUCAACCCCCUUCAUGCAGGCAGUGUUCCCCAGCAAGACCUUCCCAAACCACUACACCAUUGCCACGGGUCUGUAUUCAGAGUCUCAUGGGCUGGUGGACAACAGCAUGUAUGACCCAGUGUUUGACUCCUCCUUCAGCCUCUCCAACCAGGAGAAGGACAACCCCAGAUGGUACCAGGGACAGCCGGUGUGGCUCACGGCCAAGUACCAAGGUCGAGGGUCGGGAACUUACUUCUGGCCGGGGUCAGAUGUCAAGGUCAAUGGCAGCUUCCCAGACAUCUACGUUCCCUACAAUGGUAAAAUCCCAUUUGAGGAGAGAGUCUUCACCCUGCUUAAGUGGCUGCAACUGCCAGACAACGAGAGACCAGACUUCUUCACCCUGUAUCUGGAGGAACCAGACAAGUCAGGACACAGCUUCGGACCUGUCAGUGGAGGGCUAAUUGAGGCCAUCCAGGGCGUAGACCAGAUCAUCGGGCAGUUGAUGAACGGAUUGAAGCAGAUUAACCUGCACCAGUGUCUCAACAUCAUCAUCGUGGCUGAUCAUGGUAUGGAAGCCAUGAGCUGUGACAGGAAGGAGGUCUUGCAGGAUCUGGUGGGGAACGUCGGGCACCUGUACGUAGCUGAAGGUCCGUUCGGACGUAUCCGGGCCAGGGACAAGACACAAACCUUGGAUUCAGAAGGUCUUGUGGCCAACAUGACGUGUAAGAAACCAGACCAGAAGAUCAAGGCCUACCUCAAGUCACAUCUGCCCAAACGUUUCCACUAUGCCAACAACAGACGCAUCGAGGAUGUCACCGUGCUGGUCACACCUCAAUGGCUGUUAGAGAGGACCCCAGGUUCUCUGAAGUUCUGCUCUGGAGGGAAUCAUGGAUGGGACAACGAUGUAGACAGCAUGCAUGCCAUGUUCCUGAGCUACGGGCCAAAGUUCCUGUCCAAGACGGAGGUGCAACCAUUCUCCAACAUUGAGCUGUACAACCUUAUGUGUGACGUGCUGGAGAUCUCGCCGUACCAAAACAACGGGACCCAUGGCAGUAUGAACCACCUGCUGAGGGUGCCCUGGCACACCCCAACACCCCCCCCAGAGCAGACCCCCCCGGGGCAGUGCCCUGUCCUGGCCCUCAAACCCACAGACCCCCUGGGCUGCUCCUGCCCCGCCUUGUCCGGGAACAGUGUUAAUAGCCGCCUGAAUCUAUCUUCCACAGAAGUGUCCGAGGUGGAAGGGAGGCAUAUGUCGUUUGGUCGUCCCAGGAUGCUGCAGGGAGGGGAGGACUACUGUCUGCUCCCACAUCAGGGCUUCGUCAGCGGGUACAGUCAGAGGAUGCUCAUGCCUCUCUGGAGCUCCUUCACCUUGGACAAACCUGAUGACAUAGGCUCGUUACCCGUUGUAACCCCAGACUGCCUCAGGGCGGAUGUGCGUGUUCCUCCUGCCACAAGUCCCAGAUGUGACCAGUACAGCCAGCCAGCAGCAGGGAACAUCGUCCACGCGUUCCUCUACCCGCCCAACUUAAACACAACAGCAGAGGAGCAGUACGAUGGACUAACAAUGAGCAACAUAGUUCCCAUGUACCCUGAGUUCAAGAAGCUGUGGGACUACUUCCACUCCACGCUGCUGAGGAAGUACGCCAGUCAGUACAAUGGCAUGAACGUGGUGACAGGGCCAGCGUUUGACUACAACUAUGACGGCCACUAUGACUCAGCUGACCAGAUACAACACUAUGUGUCUGGGACGAACAUUUCCAUCCCCACACACUACUUUGCAGUGCUAACCAGCUGUCGGAACUCCUCUCAGCCAAUCAGCAGCUGCGCCCAGCAGCUUCAGACCGUCUCCUUCCUGGUUCCCCACCGACCAGAUAAUUCAGAGAGCUGUAACAAUGCAGACUCUGAAUCCUUAUGGGUCGAGGAUGUCAUGUGGUUCCACCAAUCACGCGUCAGAGAUGUAGAGUGGAUCACAGGAUUGGACUUUUACCAAAACAGCACCCGGCCAAUCCCUGAGAUUUUACAAAUGAAGACAUGGCCAACGGCUGCUAUUCACAGGAAACCCUGAUAUUAAACAUAGUUAUAAACUAUUGGAUAAGUAGAGAGACUGUAAUUCUACACUUUCACUUAUAUAAUAUGUCCAAUAUGAUAUCAAUGUGUAUAUAUAGAACCUAUUUGAACAUGGCAUACUAAUGAAUGGCUGGAGAGUGUACAAUAAUGACAUAGACAUUAUUUAAAAGUGAUGCUUUCUUUAUAUCUUAUAAUCUCAGGUUUUGUAGACUGUUAGACUGCUAAUGUGUGUUCUGUAUUAACAGCUUAGAUCUGCAUGUCUUUUGAUUGCCUUCUAGUAAUAAUGUGUUCAUUUAGUAGACACUUUUAUCCAAAACCAGUACAGUGAUUAAAUGUGUUGUAUUAACUAUA
Molecule: messenger RNA, 3089 nt
Organism: Osmerus eperlanus (European smelt)
Lineage: Eukaryota; Metazoa; Chordata; Actinopteri; Osmeriformes; Osmeridae
Product: venom phosphodiesterase 1
Exons: 25
Coding region: 130-2736 (868 amino acids)
Biological process (GO): nucleoside triphosphate catabolic process
Molecular function (GO): nucleic acid binding; nucleoside triphosphate diphosphatase activity; metal ion binding
Source: RefSeq, a predicted model, not a curated record